Molecule: messenger RNA, 1527 nt
Organism: Exserohilum turcica Et28A
Lineage: Eukaryota; Fungi; Ascomycota; Dothideomycetes; Pleosporales; Pleosporaceae
Exons: 5
Coding region: 1-1527 (508 amino acids)
Source: RefSeq, a predicted model, not a curated record
AUGAGUGGGGUUGUGGGCGCAGCCUCGCCUUCGGCACUGCCUCAUGCUUCACUCGCCAAUGACCAUGGUCCUCUCCAUCUUGCCGUGGUAGUCACACUGGUAUUGAUCGCGCUCUUGGUCUACUCACUUAGGGUGUAUACACGAGCGAGGCUGUUUCACGCAUUUGACUUUGAUGAUGCACUCAUGUCUCUGGCUGCCCUAUGUGUAGUCGGUGUAUUUAUUACAUUUACUGGAGUAGUAGAGCUGGGUCUCGGACUGAAGGGUGGAAACGCCACGUCGGCCAGUAAGAGUACGCAGAUGGGUCCAUGGAUAUGGGCAUUGCAGUCUGUCCACAUCUUUGGGCUUGGACUGGUCAAGUUGUCGGCUGCUUUCAAGCUCUUACCAGCCUCCAACUUCAGAUCCCACCCUUAUGCACACGUCAUUCGCGGAGUCUUAAUCAUUGGGCUCAUCUUCCUCGUUUUUUGGCACACGCUUGAAUGGUUCAUCUCGAUUCUCGUUUACUGUAUCCCUCUGGUGGCAGCUUGGGAUCUGGCGUACGGCGAGGAUGCUAGAUGCAUGUCGUCAAGCGAAUCGCAGCACUGGGCCAUGGCGAAUCAUUCAAUCAAUGCCAUUACUAGUCAUUUAAUAUCGUUGCUCGCGUUCUCUGCUGCCAUCAGCUAUUCAUUCAAAAUUGGCGUCAAACUGUACCUUGUGGUAAUAGCUGCAAUGGCACUUUUUUCAUGUGCAAUCUCCAUUGUCCGAAGCCGAAUGGUUGCCACUUCCUGGGCUCAGAUAGGAGAUCGUGGCAAAUACGACUUGUCACUUAUGACCUGGGGCGCUAUUGAACUACUUAUAGCCAUGAUAGCAGUAAAUCUUGGAGCAUUGCUACCGCUUCGCAGAGCCUUUCAGACACCAAGUGCCUCCGAGGCUCCCCGCGCGGUUCCUAAAAUAUCGGGCCCCGUAGCCGGCAGCGCUGUUCAUGUUUCCCACGGCGAUGUCGAUUCCAUCUUCAGUAUUGACCCGACUGCCAAUAACGACAAAUCUCAAUCUCGACCGAAUAAACGCUACUCCACUCAAACCAUUAUGUAUCGCCCAAACACUGCCUAUUUCCCAGCAGGCUACGACGAAAGUGGUAUUACGCGCUUCCACGACGAUGAAUCAAACCUCGACUUCGACAUCGAAUCCCCAUCAACCCGAUCGAAACGCAAACUUACCAAACCGUUUCCGCUUUCGCGCUUCUCGGGUUCGACUACGUUUACGCACGACACACGCCGAACAAGUGAUUGGUCGCAGUUUAGCGGGUUCACAUACUACUCGCACAACUCUUUGCAUGAUUUUGGGAACACAAAGGAGAACACAGGGGAGACGGUGAUCAGCGCAACAGAGCUGGAUGAUAUCUCUAGAAGUUUUGGAGUUUGGCACGAGGUCGACCAGAGGGAGGAGAUUCAUGUUGUUUCGGAGAACGACGAGGAGGAGAGACAGCAUAGGCGAUUUCCCACCAUCUUCUUGGAAGACGACUCGAAGUAUGUGUACAGUCAAAGAGUCUGA